AUGUGGCCGGCCGGCGCGGGCACCAAGCUGCCCUGUCCCCGGGACUCCGCGCUCCGGCGGGCGGCUUUCUCGGGCAACCUCACGGCCCUGCCUUCUCACCUGGUGCCCGCCGGCCGCAGCGUCCGGGUCUUCAUCAGUGCCAAUCCUGAAGAUACAGGAGCAGAAAGGCAGGCACUAAGAGAAAAUGUGUAUCCUAAACUAAGAGAGUUCUGCCGGGAGAACUAUGGAUUGGAGUUUCAGGUCAUAGACCUAUAUUGGGGCGUGGAAGAAGAUGAAUGGGACAAUCCUGAGCUACAGAAGAUGCGCAUGAGGCUUCUGGAAGAUUGCUUGAAGACUUCUGCAGGUCCAUGUUUUGUUGGACUAUUAGGUGAAAAAUAUGGGAACAUCCGAAUCCCAGGAGAAGUUGAAGCCUCAGAGUUUGAAAUGAUUUUGGAUGCUGCCAUAGAGGCAAAGCUGGAGACCAAGUUACUGGAAGAGUGGUACUGUCGGGAUGAGAACUCAGUGCCAGCAGCCUAUUACCUCAGACCCCGAUCAGAGCUGCUAAGGAACACUACAAAUACAACACAGCCUCCUGCCAGUGCUGAAGACGAAAAGCCAUGGCAGGAGAUAUCGGAUGAGAUCAAGGCGAUAUUUAAGGCUGCCGUCAAACUGCUACACGAGAAGGGCAAGAUGAAGCACAGCCAAGCUAAGAGGUACCUGUUCUCAGCUAUUGAGGAUGAGUUUGACUUUGCUUUAGGCAAGCAAACCCCAGCAUUCCUGAAGAAGUGUGUUUGUUACAUUAGGAAAAUCGCUAACAUUGAGCGCUUUGUGAAAAUCCCAGAGAUGGGAAAAUACAUGGAUAUUACUGGAAUGGAACCCAGGAUUAUCCGUGAUCCUGAAGCUCAAGAGAAACUGAUAAAACUCAGGGAUGAAUUUAUUCCUACCAUCGUGGCAUCAUCUAAUCUGAGAGUAUACACAUCCGUCACACAUUGCGACAUGAAACUGGGCUAUUCCCAGGAAAUAGAAAACCAUUACAUAGAAGGACUUGGUAAGCAGUUUUAUGAGGACAUGAUUGACAUAAUUCAGGCAACAGUACAACAGAAUUUUGACACUGAAACAGAUACACUGUAUGAUGAAAUCCUUCAACAUUCAUCGUUAUGUAAAACGUAUGCCUCCUUCUAUGAGUACAAAUGUGAAUCUCUAAACAUCUUGCAUAAAUACAUUCUUCCGAGCAAAACAGGACACAUCAACCCUCUUAUUGUAUACGGUGGACCAUGCACAGGGAAGACCCUUCUGCUAGCUGAAGUAGCAAAGAAGGCUUAUGGCUGGCUUCAUGAAGACACAGGACCAGAAUCUGACCCAGUUGUCGUCGUGAGAUUUCUAGGAACCACAGACAUGAGCACCGACCUUAGGACUCUCCUGCUAAGUGUUUGUGAACAACUGGCAGUCAACUACCGAUGUCUGGUUCAAAGCUAUCCUAAGAAGAUCCAUGACCUCCGGGACUUAUUUAUAAACCUUUUGAAUGAGUCUUCACUGCAGAGACCACUGGUGAUCAUAUUUGACGCCCUUGAACAGCUCUCAGAGAAUGACGAUGCCCGAAAGCUCUGGUGGCUGCCCGCUCACCUUCCCCGCUUCGUCCGCAUCAUCCUCUCCACACUGCCCAACAAACAUGGGAUCCUGCAGAAACUAAGGUGCCUUAUCCACGAAGAAGACAACUACAUUGAGCUGAUUCCCCGGGAUAGGAAGAUGUGCAGCCAGGUCCUCAAACAUCAACUGCUGAGGGUCAAAAGGAAGGUCACCUCUGGCCAGCAGAUUUAUGUCAACAACGCAUUCUCUAAGUGUACGCUGCCCAUGUUUGUGAAUUUGACCUUCAGGGAGGUGAGGCAUUGGAGAUCUCACAAAGAUGUUGACGAAUCUUCCCUCUGUGUCACGGUUCAUGAUAGUAUCGAGCACUUAUUCUGGUGCUUAGAGAAAAAGUGUGGUCAGAAAUUGGUGUCCAGAGCUCUGGGUUACAUCACCAUGGCCAAAAUGGGAUUAAGUGAAAUGGAACUGGAAGAUGUGCUAGCACUAGACAAUAAUGUUAUGAACGAGCUCAAUGAGAAUGCCAGGCCCAGCAAUCCCUUGAGAGUACCUUACCUGUACAUUGCCAGGCUCAAGGAGGGUCUCAGCGGAUACUUGAUAGAAAGGCACGUGAAGAAUGUUACACUCCUGGUCUGGGCCAACAGACACCUGCACCUCAUCGCCCAAAAGCUCUAUCUGCAGGAUGAGGGCAAUUUGAGAGAAAUGCAUACCAUUCUGGCAGAUUAUUUUCUGGGAGUAUGGUCUGGGGGUAGGAGAAAAGCUUUCUGCCUUGAAGAUUCCUAUUUGAAUGGCUGCCUCGACUUGGAGAGCAGAAGCCUGCUGGAGGAAGAAAAACAUUUCAUGGAACAGGCUUCCUUUGACAGGCAGGCUCCUGAUCAGCCCUGGGUUUUCCAGUGCAAUCCACUGGAGCCCGACAUCUUUUUUGUCAACCACCGGAAAAUGUCUGAGCUUUUGUAUCACUUGACCAGGUGUGGAAAAACCGAUGACCUACUGUACGGAAUCAUCAUGAACUUCAGCUGGCUUUAUACCAUGGUCAAAAUCGGCCAGUUUGACAAAGUGCUUGCAGACAUUGAGCUGGCCUAUAACUACUCACAAGAAAAGGAGCUCAAGUUCCUAGCCAGCAUCCUCCGUAGCAUCAAAAACAAGGUCAUUGCGUUUCCUGGCUCCCUGUCCGCAGAACUUCAGCAAAGGCUGCUGCCUGUUGUAAGUUCCUUGCCCAAACUUCGCCACCUUCUUUUAGAAUGUGACAAAGAUGGGCCCAAAUAUUGCUCCAUUGUGCCAUUGCAUUCAUCCAUGGAUGUAACCUACAGCCCUGAGCGUCUGCCCUUGUCAUCCAGUCACCUGCAUGUCACAGAGAUUUUGCCAACCUGUAACCCCAGCACUGUGCUCACAGCCUUAGAAAAUGGCUCCAUCAGCACGUGGGACGUAGAAAGUCGCCAGCUACUCAGGCAGAUCACUACAUCCCAGUCUGUCAUCCUGGGCAUGAAACUCACCAGUGAUGAAAAGUACCUUGUGGUGGCCACAACAAAUAACACCUUGCUGGUUUAUGACAACCUCAAUUCCUGUCUCUUGUCUGAGGUAGAAAUCAAAGGGACCAAGCAUGGAAGUGGUACCACCUAUAUCAAUGGAUUUACACUGUCCGUCAACCAUGCCCUUGCAUGGCUGGAAGCCAGCAAAGAUGUCACUGUCAUUGAUCUGCUCUAUGGAUGGCCUCUCUACCAGUUCCAUUGCUGGUAUGAAGUGACCUGUGUCCAGUGUUCGCUGGAUGGGGUGUAUGCUUUCUGUGGACAGUCCCUGAACACAACCACCAUAUUCCACUUGGGGAGUGGAGAGAAGUUAUGUACGGUGACAUCAGAAUUCUCUGGUGGGUUUGUGAAGUUUCUUCUCAUUCUGGACACGGCUCAAGAGAUGGUCAUGGUAGAUAGCGAGGGAAGUCUUUCUGUUUGGAAUACUGAGGAUAUCUCCAACCCCCAGCUGACGGAUGACUUUGACUGCCGUCGAGAAGACAGCGAGGUAGUCAGCAUUGAACUUUCGGAAGACCAGAGCGCCAUUCUGAUCUGUAAAGCUCUCAGCAUCGAGCUCGUAGACACCGGCAUGUGGAAAGUGGCUGAAAAGUUCAGAGCCAAGCACAACGAGCGUUUCAUAUCUGCCGUGCUGUCCAAAAAUGGAGACUGCAUCAUCGCAACCAUGGAGAAUACCUCAGCCAUGUUUUUUUGGAGGCGGGACACAGGACAAUGCAUGGCCAGCUUACAGGAAAUCUCAGGUACCAUCGUCAAGUUGGUGAAAUCUAGUCACCACAACAUGCUGUUGUCUUUGUCUACCAGUGGUGUUCUUUCCAUCUGGGAUGUUGAUAUCAUCACAGCUAUGUCCAACAUAGAUAAGACUGGAAAACCCAUUCAGAGUCUGGUGUUGCCUGCUCGUGGGGAAAUCAUUUACUCCCUAGACGGCUCAGACUGUGUUCACAAAUGGAACUUCAGCAGCGGGUUCAUUGAAGCCGUCUUUAAGCAUGAUGGAAUAGUUGAACACUGUGUGUUAACAUCCACUGGAGAUCUAAUGGUAACUUCAGAUGACAAAAGCAGCCAGUAUGUGUGGCACACCAGCAGUGGAGAAAAUCUCUUCCGAAUUAAUGGCCAGAGGAUAUCUCAGCUGCUGAUUACACACAACGACCAAUUUGUGGUCUCACUCUGUGAGGAAAAUGCCUCCAGGGUUUGGAGACUGGCCACGGGCCACAGGGUGUGCAACAUACUCACCACUCUGCAAAAUGCCUUUAUCACCUCUGCAAAUACCUUUGUGGUCGGAAUGACCAAGAGCAAAGUGCUGGCUGUCAGUCUUUGGACAGGAAGUAUCACUAAGAAAUUUUGCUGUGAAGAUGGGACCACCAUUGUGAACUUCAAAUUGAUUCCUGAUUGUCCUGACAUCGUUGUGUUUAUCACAUCAGCAGAGACCGUGAACAUCUGGAGUCUGACAGAGGAAGUCAUCUGUCGACGCGUGCAACUUCCCAACAACUUCCUGAAAACUCUGGAGGAUUUUGAAAUUUCUCCCAAUGGCAAGCUAGGCAUUCUGUCUCGGGGAGAUGAAAAUAUCAAUGUGUUAGAUUUACACAGUGGUAAAUUAAGGGUGGUUCAUGCCUCUGGGAUCAUCUGGAGACAGAGGUUAUCUCGAGAUGGGCGUUACCUGGUAUACAUUUGUUUCCGGAAUGGGGAGGAGGAGGAGGAGGAAAACGAUGCAAUAUCCAGUUUAAUUGUAAUGAGACUGGCUGAUGGCAAAAAUAUCGGUGCUUGUUCCCUCUAUAAAACACCAACUUUCCUUGCACUUUCUCAGAGGCACCUGAACAUCAUUGUGGGCUUCGAUGAUGGCAGUAUAGGGAUCUAUACGGUGGUGGACCGAGUAGAUGCUGCUCUAAAAAUUAAAAUUGCCACUUCAAAUAGCAGACAGAUCUUCAACAAUGCCACACAGACAUCCAGGCCAAAGACUAACAGCUACUGCUUUAAAAUGUCUGUGGAUUGCUUAUGGAGAGAAUCCACAGAGGUGUUUGCAAGAGACAGCCCCAUCACAGUGAGUGACUCAUCGGAGUCCAGUGAAGCCACACCCUCCAAGAAACAUAACUCCUGUUACGAUCGGAUGUGCUCUGCCCUUGAAUCCAGGAGCCACAGCUAUGCCACUGAUAACUGA
Molecule: messenger RNA, 5232 nt
Organism: Dipodomys ordii (Ord's kangaroo rat)
Lineage: Eukaryota; Metazoa; Chordata; Mammalia; Rodentia; Heteromyidae
Gene: Nwd2
Product: NACHT and WD repeat domain containing 2
Exons: 7
Coding region: 1-5232 (1743 amino acids)
Molecular function (GO): protein binding
Source: RefSeq, a predicted model, not a curated record